CGCAUCAUCACCGCGUCGUCCUUCGACUCUACCGCAAUCCAAGGCAGUGAUUGUCCCUCUACGCUCGCACCUCACGCGGUACUCAACUACAUACACCUGCGAUUGCAAUAGACUGAUUUGGACGCGCAGCCACGCGAUAUGGCGCCUCGAAGUCGGCGGAGCGCCGCUGCUGCGACUGAAGUUGCGGAAGAGGAGGAGCAAGAACAAGGGCAGGAUGGCUUCAAGAAGCUAAAGUUUAAACAGCCGCUCGUGGGACGGCCGGGAAAGCAGAUUGGCGUUGGCGAUCUCUUGACGCGAUUGAAGGCGCUGUUAGAUGAGCUACGGACCAUAAGUCAAGAGGAGGCACAUCGGGAUUCGCUCAUGCCAGUCGCGCAGGAACUGGCGCAUCAGAGCCUGUUGCAGCACAAGGAUAAUGGAGUUCGCGCAUGGACAAUCUGCUGCAUAGUCGACAUGCUCAAGCUGUUCGCACCUGAUGCGCCAUACCCAGGAUCUAAGCUCAAGGAGAUCUUCUCAGUCAUCAUUCUCAAGAUGAUGCCCCUCCUCUCUGACCCCUCACACCCGUACAACAGCCAGCACAUGUACGUGCUUCGAUCGCUCUCGGAAUGGAAGAGCAUCCUUCUCAUCAACGAGAUUCCUGGCUCGGACCAACUCACGUCCGCCCUUUUCACUACGUGCUUCGAUGUGCUGUCCGGACCGUCAAAGAGCGAAAGUGGCGAGGAGCUGAACAAGAACGUGGAACACAACAUGACCGAGGUUCUGUCCAACAUUAUCGACGAAGCGCCGGCAGUGACACAUGAUGUGGUCGAUGUCGUAGUUGCCCAAUUUCUAUGGGCAGAUCCGAUAACACUAGGAGGCUCUGCAAAGGGCAAGAAGAGCGCACAGCUAGAUGCAAAGCAAACAACCCUCCGCCGCAAGGAGGCGCCGCCUGCAUACAAUAUGGCCAAGAACAUCUGCAAUGCGUUUCCGGAGAAGAUGGCGCGCUUAAUUGGCAACUACUUCAGCUCAGUCAUCGUCGACUUCACCAACUCGGGUGGCUCAUUUAAAAAACAUGCGCGGGAUGACGAAGACGAAGGUCCCAAAGGUCCCUCUGACGAGGACAUUGACGAGGCGAACAAAGCCCACAGGCUGCUUCGAGAACUAUGGAAAUGCUGUCCCGGCGUCCUCCAAGAGAUCAUUCCGCAUCUGCAGGAUGAACUUGGUACAGAGAGCGUGCAGCUUCGUCAGCUCGCGACCGAGACGUUUGGCGAUAUGAUAUCCGGUAUUGGUGCGGCUGGCCCGCCCCCGCUGCCUGAGCUGGACCCAGUAGCAUAUCCUUCACAAAGUUUAUCGCGCCUUGAGUCUACGCAACCUUUCGAUUUUCUUACUACGCCUGCUUCCAUCAACUCAUUUCCUACUCAAUACCCCGUCGCAUAUCACGCUUUCCUGCAGCGCAAAAACGACAAAUCAGCUAUCAUACGAGCUUCAUGGACUACCGGCGUAGGCCGCAUACUUAUGACAUCGGCCGGCGGGAUUGGGCUUGACCCUGAAGAGGAGCAAAAACUACUGAAGUCUUUUGCAGAGUGUCUCAUUGACAGUGACGACAAAGUGCGGUUGGCGGCAGUCAAAGCCGUUGAGCACUUCGAGUUCAACGACAUUGUUAGCAAAUUAGGCAGCAACGGCAGCAUGUCUGAAUCGGGAUCAAUCCUUUCCAACCUUGCAGACAGAGUCAAAGACAAGAGGAACGUUAUUCAUUCCACGGCCAUGAGUCUUCUCGGUAAGAUUUGGGGUGUCGCCGCCGGCGCCAUUGCAGAAGGGGACGACACCAUUAAGAAUCUGCUUGGACCAAUACCGACACGCAUUUUCGAAGCGUGCUAUGUUAAUGAUCUAGAAAUCAAUGUUCAGGUCGACCUAGCGCUAUACACCUCUCUGCUGCCGCUCGGCUAUCCACCAAUGAAGGCGAAAGCAGCCGCAAGUGGAAACUCGCAGAUAGUGAAGGAUAGCCAGACGAACGGCGACCAAGGGUACACGGAGGCACACUUGGACAAGAUUCGAGUAGAAAGGCAACUUGUGCUCGUUAACGGCCUGGAAGACAAGGCGAAGAAGGUAUUCUUCGCGAAACAGGGCAGUCAAGGCCCGGCUGCCAUGUGCAUGGAACACUUCCUGAAAUACUGUGAAGAUUAUAACGGUGGUGUUAUUGACAAGGGCGAGAAAGAUGUCAAGACAAAGCUUGAAAGACUCAUUGCCUACUAUGCGAAGUUACUCCCGGACCCCACACGUGUCAUAGAUGAUCUCUGGAAAUUUGCGAAGGCUCACGACCGCCGGGCUUAUACACUAAUUCGGUUUUGUAUGGACCCUACGAGCGACUAUCGACGGGUGUUUAGAUCAAUUAAAGAAUUGACAAAACGGUUUGAGGGUGGGCCCGGCCCUUCUCUGCUCGAAACCUUGACCCCACUCCUGUAUCGGGCCAGCUUACUUUGCUAUAACAAAAGCCAUGUCCCCGCCGUCAUCGAAUUCUCUCGGACCGACGACAAAGGUCUAGGCGCUACUGCGCAUGAACUUUUGAAAGAAAUAUCCACAAAGCAUCCCAAAGUAUUCUCUACCCACGUCAAGGAUCUCUGCAGGACGCUCGAGCAUGAGGCACCCACAGCAACAUCACCAAACCCCCCUGGUGCCGUGGACGACCUCAAGGCAUGCGCUGCAUUUGCGAAGAAAUUUCCAACAGAUAUCCCGAUGAACGCAAAGGACAGUCGUAAAUUGGUUCAAAGCUUCCUGGAUUUUGCGCUCUAUGGCACGCCGCCACAAGCCGCGAAGCAUGCGAUCACUAUUAUUAUGAACAGUGACAACAAGAAGGAGAUGCACGCCAAGGAGAUUCUUGCGAAGAGUAUCAAGUCUUUCACAUAUAAUGGUGAUCACUGGCUCACCAAGCUAGCCGCGCUCAGCCAACUAGUUCUGUUAGCUCAGCCAGAGUGUGAGGAUGAUAUGGAUGUAAUCGUCGAAGUUGCCAUCCAGAAAGUCCUUCAGCAGCCACAUACUGCCACUGCCGAAGCUGACGCGCAGUGGAUGGAAGUGCCAGACCAAGACAUCCAAGGCAGGGCAUGGGCGGUCAAAAUACUCGUGAACCGCCUGCGCUCCCUACCCUCUGAGGCGCCUUUGAAUGAAGCUGUAGAGGACACCUACGCUUUGCUGCACCGCCUCGUCAGGGACAAUGGCGAAGGAUCGGACGAUAACAGCACUCCUCCAGGACACAAAUCCCGUCAGCGGCUCCUUGCAGCUAACUCUUUGCUCAAGCUGUCUUGCAACAAACGCCUGGACAGCUUCUUGACACCCGCAGACUUCAUCCAGUUGGCUUUGGUUACGCAUGAUGUCUGCCCGCAGGUCCGCAAGGGCUUCGCCGACAAGCUGAUGAAAUACCUCGGUCAAGGCCGGCUUCCAGCCCGCUUCUAUGCUAUUCUCUUCUUCCUCGCACACGAACCGGAGAAGAACAUCAAGAACAGCACCAUGACCUGGAUUCGCUCGCGGCGCGCUGCUUUCGCAGCACGGAAGGAGACCGUUCUAGAAACCGUAUUUGCGCGGCUACUUAGUCUACUGGCCCAUCAUCCCGACUUUGACAGGGAAGAUGAGACCUUGAAGCUCAUGUCGGAAUACAUACUGUACUAUCUGAAGUGCGUGGCUACCGAGGAAAACUUGUCACUCAUCUUUCACGUCGCCCAACGCGUAAAAGGCGUCGCAGAAGGUAUCGAGCCAUCACGCCAAGCUGAUGAAAAUCUAUACGUCUUGUCAGACCUAGCCCAAGCACUCAUUCGCGCAUGGGAAGAACAAAAUGGCUGGACUAUGCAAUCAUGGCCUGGGAAGAUGAAAUUGCCUUCUGGUAUCUUUCGGCCUCUGGAGAGCCACGAGCGGGCGCAGGAAAUUGCAAAGAAGACAUGGAUUAAUGAGGACCUCGUCGAGGAACUUGAUUCUCUUGUUCGCAAAGCCAUUCGAAGCAAAAAGCGAAAGGUUAUAGAUGGCGUCGAGAAGCCGCGCAAGAAGGCGAAGACCGAUAGACCAAUCAAGGAAAAGAAGGUCAAGACAGAGCGACCGAUGAAGACACCGAAGAAGAAGCGGAGGACGGGUGGUGACGAAUUUGAGAGUGAUAUUGAUGAGCAGGCCGCUCCUUCGAGGGAACCGCAAAGGAAGAGCGGUCGACAUAGUACGGUUCACAAGAGCUACGUGGAGGAAUCUAGCGAUGAAGAAGAUACUGGACCUGGCGCUCAGCAGGACCUUGAAGAGGACGUCGAGGCAUCCGAUACGGGUGAGAAGCCCACACCUGCUCCAAAGGAAGAUAUUGAAAUGGCAGAUCCGGAGGGUGAAGCCGAGGAGGACCCUGAAGUCGAAGCACAAGAAUCCGAACUUUCGGAUGAGGAGGCAUCACCAGAGCCUGAGCCAGCCAAGAAGGUAGCAAAGGGUAAAAUUGGACGAAAACCCAACGGAGUUCACGUCGAUCAGAAACGCAAAGCUGCUGAGCCAGUCAAGGAAACCACCCUAGCCAAGGCUGCGAAGAAGAGUACGGCAAGGGGCAAAGCGAAGUUGAACGGCACCGCAGGAACGUCCUCGUCGAGCCCUGCUGUCAACCAUGCCGGGUCUGUUCGACGCAGUGGGCGCACUCGAAGCUGAGCGAACCUACAAUUAUCUCACUUUGCGCUUCGACGCUUCAUACGCGUACCCUCUGUCUUAGUCCACAUUCACAUCCUAUGGUUCGCCGGUGGGCGCUCCACGGGGCACAGUUGCGCGCACUGUAUUAUUCGAGGAAUGUUUAGCUAGGCGUCUCCUCCGGUAAUGGGUGGUUUCACUCAAGGGCUUCUUUCUGUGGUUAUGCGCUUGUUGAACUCGCUUUUUGUUCAGAUGCUUAUAUGAUACCUUUGAUUCCACGCUGCACAGUUGUGGGCUUCCUAUCUUCUUAUAUGAGACGAUCUUCUACCACAUAAUCAGCACUUAGGCAAGGGCAGUAGGGUUGAGUGAGUGUAGGAUAUACAAAAUAUAUGAAUGGCUCU
Cucurbitaria berberidis CBS 394.84 is the source of this 5009-nucleotide messenger RNA. RefSeq lists its product as uncharacterized. The coding region runs from base 139 to 4632 and encodes 1497 amino acids. Gene Ontology annotation, cellular component: nucleus; chromatin. NCBI's taxonomy places the organism in Eukaryota, Fungi, Ascomycota, Dothideomycetes, Pleosporales, Cucurbitariaceae. The transcript is spliced from 3 exons. The record is from RefSeq and is a predicted model, not a curated record. Gene Ontology annotation, biological process: mitotic sister chromatid cohesion; DNA repair.